Pygoscelis adeliae (Adelie penguin) is the source of this 402-nucleotide messenger RNA. RefSeq names its product signal peptidase complex subunit 1 homolog (S. cerevisiae) (gene SPCS1). Gene Ontology annotation, biological process: protein targeting to ER. Bases 59 to 340 code for a protein of 93 amino acids. The transcript is spliced from 4 exons. Lineage: Eukaryota; Metazoa; Chordata; Aves; Sphenisciformes; Spheniscidae. The record is from RefSeq and is a predicted model, not a curated record. Gene Ontology annotation, cellular component: signal peptidase complex; endoplasmic reticulum membrane.
GGGCCACUUACAGCCAGAAGGCAAAGCGUGUUCAUCGAGAGCCGCGUUUUCUGAAGCCAUGCAAACACCGGACUACAAGGGCCAAAAAUUAGCAGAACAGAUUUUUCAAGGAAUCAUUCUUGUCUCUGCAAUAAUUGGUUUCAUCUAUGGAUACAUCACUGAACAGUUUGGAUGGACUGUCUAUAUAGUUAUGGCUGGAUUUGCUUUAUCGUGUUUGCUAACGCUCCCUCCGUGGCCUAUGUACCGCCGCAAUCCUCUGAAGUGGCUACCUGUCCAAGAGUCAGGAACAGAAGAAAAGAAGCCAGCAGACAGAAAGCCGAAGAGACAUGCUAAAAGCUAAAAAAAAUGUGGCUCUUCAUGCUGUUACUUUGUUAAAUUUUGUUAAAUGCAUUUCCACUGGGA